Messenger RNA from Pseudozyma hubeiensis SY62, 852 nucleotides. RefSeq lists its product as hypothetical. Lineage: Eukaryota; Fungi; Basidiomycota; Ustilaginomycetes; Ustilaginales; Ustilaginaceae. Gene Ontology annotation, cellular component: prefoldin complex; cytoplasm. The record is from RefSeq and is a predicted model, not a curated record. The transcript has 5 exons. The coding region runs from base 1 to 852 and encodes 283 amino acids. Gene Ontology annotation, biological process: regulation of DNA-templated transcription; protein folding.
AUGCUGUGUGCCGUGAAUAGUGAAGUGGUGUUGAGAAGUUUAGGUUUGAAAUUUUGGUGUGUCCAGCUUCCGAAGAAAAGGGUCCAGCAAAUUUGCCGAAUUGCUUCUCAAUGCAGCGACCAGCAAGCAAGGCUGCACACGAGCCAUCCUCCGAACCAACACUUCGGACACCAACACUUGUCUCGUUCGUUGACCAUCGUCGUCCAUCGAGAAGUUUCGAACUGCCUCAUCCACAAAGCUGAACGACAACAGCUCCUCCUUGACGCUAUACUUCCGUCCCGACCGCUCCCAAGAGGUUCACACUCGUUCGCAACGAUGGCUUCCAAGGGUCAACAGGUGGACUUGAUGUCCUUGGAUGUUCAACAGCUUCUCGAGGUCAAAAAGCAGCUCGAAACAGAGGUGCAACACCUAACAUCAUCCUUCGGACAGCUCAAGGCGGCACAGGCCAAGUUCAGAAGCUGCAUCGAAAGCGUCGCUUCCGUCAAGCCCGAGAAUAAAGACAAGACAACACUGAUCCCAUUGACAUCGUCGCUCUACGUCCCCGGGAAGCUUGCCGACCUUGAUAAUGUGAUCGUCGACGUGGGAACUGGCUACUUUGUCGAGAAGUCGACGUCGGAUGCCACCAAGAUGUACCAGGAAAAGGUAGAAUUCCUGACCAAGAACCUGGAACAAUUGCAAGAGACGGUGCUCCGACAGCAGGAGAAUCUGCAGACCACUGUCGAAAUGAUCCGCAUGCCUGAUGGCGAAUCUACGCUGACACUCUCUGCAUCGACCCAUGUGCAGACACCAAUGAGCGACCUCGGCAGCGGCGACGUCGCGAUGGGCCUGCGGCUGCCAGUGCUUCGGAUGUAG